GUCACAGCAUCUGGACUUUGUGCUCUGUCUUUAUGGGAAGGUCUUAAGUGUUUGCUCAAACUAUGACUUGGAAUUUGAGCUGGAUUUUAAAUAUUCCAUACGGCAGAUCUUAAAUUGCAUUCAACACAAAAGGUGUGUGCGUGAGGAUGUUCCGGAGCGACAGUUCACUGGCGAAUGACACCAGCAGUUAUGCCGGAUCCGUCCUGUCCAAUGGCAACUCGGUCACAGACGAGGUGUCAUCGCAGGUGUCAUGUAUGUCGAGGCCCAGUGCAAGGUCGAUAUACAUGCGAAGGAAGGAGUACGCCGCCUCCGUGACCAAGACCAUAAAGUAUUUCCAUUACAGAGUGGAGCAUCUCCUCACAUGCGACCUGGAUGGCAAGGAGCUGCGAGGCCUCGCAGACUGUGUGGACAGGCUCAAUCUGCUCGACAAGAUGAGCCGAGUAUGGGGCCAGAACAUGCUGCUGGAGGUCAAAGAGCCUGACCUGCUGCUCACCGACAUAGAGACCAAGGAGGUGCUGGAGUCUAUUCAUCUAGGUGACAUCGUGGAGCUGAAGGCUGUGUUGGACACAUCUGCUUCAAACUCACUCCUGGCAAUGACGGUCAAAGCAAACAAGAAACACAUGACAAGUGUCUUCCUGUUCCACUGCGAAGAUGUCAGGGCUGACUACGUCCAAAGGGGUAUUUCAAAAGCACGUUUAAGUGCAUUACAUGAAGAACCUGAAACCCAAAGUAAAAUUGAACCCAAAGAGCAAACUCCCGAGUGGGCCCCUCCUGAUUACAAUGAGGACACUCACCUGGUUAUAGCUCGGAAGGAUGUUGAUGACCAGGAGGAGGAAGAGGAGCUCAAGGACGAGGAGGAGCUGAAGGAAGAGGAGGAGGAGAUGGCCUCCAUCAUAGUUGAACCUUUGCGACCUCCAAGACCUUACAGAGAGUUGGACAGAAAUGUGGACAUCUUGAAUCACAUCAUCAGUGACAUUGAGAUCUUCAUGGGAAAGGUGGCCGCCUUUGCGGUGAAAAAUGCAAAGAAAAAAAAGAAAAAGAAAAAAGGAAACGCCAUGUCCGGCAUGCCCCCAACGGAAGAGUUCGUAGAGUGUCUCCAGAAGAUUAAAUAUGGGUUCAACCUUCUAGUGGAGCUGAAGGAAAAGAUUGCUAACCCCAGUGUGUCUGAAUUUGUGCACUCCUUCUUCUCUGCAUUAGCAUUUAUUGUAAGUCAUUGCUCUGAGGGCGUUCCCUCGAGUAUCGUGGCGCCUUUGCUGACACCUCAGUGUAUCUGCCUCAUGAGUGAGGAGGCGACGGCAGAGGAGGACCAGCUGUGGCAGUCUUUGGGAGAUGCGUGGAAUAUCCCAAGCACCAAAUGGCCUGAGGAUGACGAAGACAUCCCAACAUACACGCUGGAGUUCUUUGAUGGCUGGCAGCCUCCCGAGCUGACGGAGGCCCCUGUAGCUGCCAGUCUGACCCCAAUGAAGCCGCAACAGGUUCCACGGCAGCCUCCCGAGCUUAUGGAGGCCCCUGCAACUUCCAGUGUGAUCCCAAUGAAGCCGCAACAGGUUCCACGACCCCCGUCCAGUCAGACAAGCACAGAGGAGACAGCGUCACCUCCUGCACCAGUACAACAGUUUGUGAGGAUACCAGCGAGGCUGCCAGAGAAGAAGCUGCGUCGCAUGCGUGUCACGCACGACUUCAUCUCCCGGAAUAACAGAGAGCUGACCAUCAGGAAAGGCGAAGUCGUGGAGCUGCUGGACGUUUCCAAGCUGUGGUGGAAAGUGAGGAACAGUGAAGGAGAAGAAGGAUUCGUCCCCAACAACGUCCUCACGGAAAAUGAAAACAAAGCUGACGACGUGCCCAUUGAAAGCAUUCCUGUCUUAAGCAAGAAGUCCAAACCACCCGAGGUGAAAGCCUGGCUUGAGCACAUGGGCUUCACCAAGAUCACGGUGCGCUGUCUGGCCGUGCUGAGCGGCUCCAUGCUACUGAGCAUGACCCGAGAGGAACUGAAGACGGUGUGUCCGGAAGAAGGCGGGAGGGUCUUCUUCCAAUUACAAGCAGUCCGCUCCGCCUCCUUGACUUAGGCAGCAAACUGAAUUGGAGAGUUGUCAUGGACGAAAACAUCACCAGAUCGCGGUCUACCUUCAGCUCACAGUAGAGAAACCUCUAUCAUUUUCACAUUGGCACUUUUGACAUUAAAUAUGUCACUGCACACGUAACACAACGCUGGGCAUUUUAUAUUUUAAAUUACUUUGUUUACAAUGAUGAUGCUAUCCUAUGAAUUAAUUCUGUAAUUUUAUUACUUUGCAGUAGUGUUCUACUACAGUACUGCCCAUAGUCCUCUAAUACUGCAAUAAGAGCAAAAUAUUACCUUAAGAGUAUGAAAGUAUUCAACCUCCAACUCCAUUAAUGGAAACAUCUUACGGGUAUAAGUUGAGUUUAAAAUUCCAAUUUACAUUGGAUACCUGACAGAAAAUAAAUGUCAUUUAAAUCUGACAUCAUGGUUAUAAAUCCUUCCUUUUUACAUUUUACUCAGUUGUGCUCAAUAUAAAGUGGAACAGCAAAUAUUUUGUCUGAAUCACAUACAUAACACGUAACAAAAUAAAUCCCCUCACAAUAUUUAUGAACACGUAUUGUAAUCAAGCACUGCAGUCAAGUUAAGAAAUAAGCUAAUGCUAGCGUUAGCGAGAAGCUAACGAAUGUAUUUAACACAUUGUGUUCCCCAAGAAUAAAACAGCACCUCCGAUGCAAUUCAUCUGAUACAACUAGCCAAAAUACAUUCACAAGUGAAAACAUAGAGCGCACAGCACUACAAUCAGCAGAAAUACUUAUGCUAAUGCUAUGAAAACGAGGGCAUCAUAGACAUGCAAUAAUAUGAAAGUGAAAUACAGUUUAUUAUUUUUGUGUCAUCUCAAACUUACCAC
Molecule: messenger RNA, 2906 nt
Organism: Syngnathus acus (greater pipefish)
Lineage: Eukaryota; Metazoa; Chordata; Actinopteri; Syngnathiformes; Syngnathidae
Gene: eps8l3a
Product: EPS8-like 3a
Exons: 20
Coding region: 147-2066 (639 amino acids)
Biological process (GO): regulation of Rho protein signal transduction; Rho protein signal transduction; positive regulation of ruffle assembly
Cellular component (GO): ruffle membrane; plasma membrane; vesicle
Molecular function (GO): actin binding
Source: RefSeq, a predicted model, not a curated record